This is a messenger RNA of Ipomoea nil (Japanese morning glory), 507 nucleotides long. RefSeq lists its product as uncharacterized. The record is from RefSeq and is a predicted model, not a curated record. The coding region runs from base 1 to 507 and encodes 168 amino acids. NCBI's taxonomy places the organism in Eukaryota, Viridiplantae, Streptophyta, Magnoliopsida, Solanales, Convolvulaceae. The transcript has a single exon.
AUGGCUUCUGAGAUCAGCUUCAAGCCGAUGUUCUCCGACCUUCAAUUCGAGUUUGAUGAAUCUGAGGAUUGUUGGGUCCGCAAGCCAAUUUUCUCAGACCUUCAAUUCGAGUUUGAUGAAUCCGAGGAUUGUUGGGUCCGCGGUGACGACAAGGUUGCAGUAGUGUCCGAGACGAGGUGGUCGCCGACGACGGUACUACCGAAUGGUGGCGGAAGUAGCGUGGUUGAGCAGGUGGCGGUGACGGCGGUGGGUGUGAAGUCGGUGCCGAUGAAGAUACCGGAUUGGAGGAGGAUCCUGGGCGUGGCGUUCCAGCAGGAUCAGCGAGCCCGACAAGACAGCGACUAUAAUGCGCCAUGGUCGGUGGAGGAGGACGAGUACCUUGGACUGCCGCCGCAUUUGUACUUGGCGAGGACGAGAGUGGCGUCCCUGUCGGGGAGGAGUGUGAAGGGGAGAGAUCUGUGGCGACUAAGAAACGCUAUUUGGAAACAAAUUGGUUUCGAAGAUUAG